Penicillium lagena is the source of this 1155-nucleotide messenger RNA. Its product is annotated as GroES-like protein. The record is from RefSeq and is a predicted model, not a curated record. NCBI's taxonomy places the organism in Eukaryota, Fungi, Ascomycota, Eurotiomycetes, Eurotiales, Aspergillaceae. Bases 1 to 1155 code for a protein of 384 amino acids. The transcript has a single exon.
AUGGCUACUCUGCCUCCAACAAUGAAGGCACAGGUUCUGAAAGCCUACAACGAACCCUACGUCUUCAUGGAUGUGCCUCUUCCAAAACUAACAUCACCAUAUGACCUUCUGAUAAAGGUGGAAGCUGCAUCAUAUUGUCACACUGAUACAGUAUGUGCAACUGGCGGGUUUGACGGCCAUGCGAACGCUCCAACACAAUGGCCGCAUAUCGGAUGCCAUGAAUUCGCGGGAACUGUGGCAGAUAUAUGUAAACCAUUGACCGAAAGUGACUCCUCUGUUGUCACACUUCAGAUUGGUACCCGGGUAGGUGUCCCCGGUCGAGCUUUUCAUCCCUGCGGCACCUGCUAUGAAUGUCAGCGAGAGACGCCAAAUCACGGCCAGUCCAGCGACCCCAAGGGUUAUUCAGUGUAUUGCCCCAAAGCCAAAAACCUCGGCCUCAGUGUCCCCGGCGGGUUUGCACAAUAUGCUGUGGUAGAUGCGCGACAGGUCGCACCGCUCCCCGCUGGAAUGAGCGCCGUGGAGGCUGCUCCGCUGAUGUGCGCUGGGCUGACCAUAUAUGCGGCAUUGAAAAACUGUCAACUGAAUCGGGGCGAUCGAGUUGCUAUUUUAGGCUGUGGAGGAGGACUGGGCCACUUGGGUAUCCAGUUUGCGGAGAAGAUGGGCCUCAAGGUCGUUGGUGUUGAUACAUCAGGGCCUGCUGUUGCGCUUUCUCGGCGAUUAGCGACAGGCUCCCUGAUAGUGAAUGCGACGAAGACUGCCGCCGACGAGGUGGUACAAAUGAUAGAAAACGAAGAUGGCAUUUCUGAGCAAGGGCGAAGGGGGGUUGACGCAACGAUUAUUCUCCCAGAAUCACAAGCAGCAUUUGAUUAUGGGAUCCGAUUGCUGAAGAACUGGGGUACAUGCAUGGUGGUGUCGUUUCCUGCGAGUGGGUUUACCUUCUCCACGCAAGACAUUGUCUUUCGGCACAUUUCGAUCAUUGGAAGUUUGGUCGGAAGCAAUGCACUCCUACGCGAAAUGCUCGUUUUUGCCAAUGAGCAUGGAGUCAAGUGUGUUUCUCAGUUGUUUGCCUUGCCACAUCUCAACGACUUGGUUGCGCGACACCACGAAGGGGUUGAAGGAAAGCUGAUUAUUGAUUUGAGCCUGGGGACUAGUUAG